AUGAGUCGAGAUCGGACUUCAGAGACUCAACAAAACCACAAUAAGCUGAACUCCGUGGGGGCGUUCCCUCCCUCUGUAACUGCUCUAUCCUCAGCUGUGGGCCGGACCGCUCACACUCCUCCAUCAGAGCGCAGUGGAUGCGAAGCUCCUGGGACGCUGGAGAUUAACCCCGCGCUCCCUGAAGCCGCAGAUCCUCAGAGGGUCCGCACAGAAGGACAGCUCCCCAUCGACAGCAGCGGUCUCCUCUUUCUGACAACCUGCAACAUCCUGAGUUAG
Molecule: messenger RNA, 276 nt
Organism: Knipowitschia caucasica
Lineage: Eukaryota; Metazoa; Chordata; Actinopteri; Gobiiformes; Gobiidae
Source: the annotation of a GenBank genome assembly